UUGGGUUGGUUUUCUGUGAGUGAAAAUCGGCCGCCUUCACGACCUGGUCGACUGCAGAGGACAAGACAGGGAAGCAGCCCUCAGCCGGGAUUCCUUUUAAACGUAAAACACUAAUACAAAUAUGGACGGGGAAAUUCUCCUAAAUUAGUGCUAAAUUAGUGCAAAAUUCUGACCCAAUUCCAGCAACCUGCGAGGACUUUUUGCAUUUUGUGUAUCUGUACCUCACCAGAAUCGAGCUACAAUGUAAACGCGCGGUGUUCAGCCCUCAUUCACUGUUACUCAUUAGCCGUUAAUAAGGUUCGACGCAGGGCCCCUAAUUCGUGCUACCCUGAGCAAAAUGCCGGCAGGAAUGAAGCCUCUGGAGAAGUUCCUGAAGAAACAGACCACCGCGCUCACCCGGGCUGGAGGUUUCGGAGCAGAGAAGGCUUCAGCGGGCACGAGCGCGGCACGCAGGCGUGCCAGUCUGUCUCGCGUUGUGCCGUUCUUUCGCGAGAGCUCUCCGGAGGGCGGCCCGGCACGCGGGGACGUGUUCAGCCCCGAUAGCGAGGAAGCACCGAGCUGGCCGUCCGCCGCUGCGACCGACAUCAGGAGUCCGUCUCUGUCCAGCGACGAGCAGAGCUCAGAAGCCAGCCUGGAUACGGGCUGGACCCCGAUGCCCGCAGACACCCCGGAGAACCUGGCGCUCGCGCUGCUGGAUAGCGUGGCCGGCAAGAGAUUCGGAAACUGCACAGAAAUACUCCUGGACGACUUCAUGUUGACACACCCUAUCUUCCUGGCAUCCGACAAGUUUCAGCAGGUCCUGCUCCAACAGUUCGGAGCUGAGCCCAAACAGGGCGAGGGCUGGCCUUGCUGGGACGGAGCGGAGAGGAAGCAGGCUGUGCUAAGCGUGGCCUUCCGCUACCUGGACACGUACAGAGAACUGCUACAGGAGGAAGGUGACAGAUCCAACAGCUUCCCCAAGGAUCUGUACCUGUGCGCUGUACAAGAGCUGAGCCACUUUCCUGAGCUGGUGGAGGACGUUCUAAAGCUCCAGCGCUGGACCGAGAUCCUUCACAACCCUGCAGAGGAAGAGAAGGAGAGUCGGAGGAAACAGGUGCGUCCACUGUUUCGCCACUUCAGGCGCAUCGACGCCUGCUUGCAGCCGCGAGAGGCCUUCCGUGGCUCAGACGAGAUCUUCUGCAGGGUGUACACACCGGACCACUCGUACGUGACCAUCCGCAGCCGUCUGUCGUGCCGCGUCGGAGAGAUUUUGGCUCUGGUGCGGGAGAAGCUCCAGUACAGUGAGGAGCAACCGACUCAACCUGGCAACCUCGUACUAGUUGCAGUCACCUCAUCGGGAGAGAAAGCAGUUUUCCGUCCCAGCGACGAGGCCGUCUUCACCACGCUGGGUGUCAACACGCACCUGUUUGCAUGUGAACCCUCUGAACUCGAGAGCCUGAUGCCCCUUCCAGAGGAGAUCCACUGGACACCGGGCGACAGCAAACUCCACGAUAUGAGCGCAGAGGAGGUGUCCAACCAGCUGGUAGUGUUUGACUGGGAGCUCUUCAGCUGUGUACAUGAGGUGGAGUUUGUGUGUUACGUGUUCCACGGAGAGGAGGCUCGUUGGCGCCCGCUCAACCUGGAACUGGUACUGCAGCGAUGCAGUGAAGUGCAGCACUGGGUCGCUACAGAGAUCCUACAGUGCCAGUCACUGCCAAAGAGGGUGCAGCUGCUGCGCAAGUUUAUCAAGAUUGCAUCUCUAUGUAAGCAGCAGCAGGACCUGCUGUCGUUCCUUGCCAUAGUUUUGGGGCUGGACAACCCUGCGGUUAGCCGUCUGCGUCUUACCUGGGAGGGUUUGCCUGGAAAGUUCCGGAAGCAAUUUCAGCAGUUUGAGAGCCUUGCUGACCCCUCCAGGAACCACAAGUCAUACAGGGACCUGUUAGCCAGUCUGAAGGCGCCACUUAUCCCGUUCACUCCACUACUGCUUAAAGAUCUUACUUUCCUUCAUGAGAGUUGUAAGACCUUCCAUGGGGAGCUGGUUAAUUUUGAGAAGAUGCAUAAAGUGGCAGAAAUGGUGCGGAGCAUCAGGCGGUACAGGAGUACUCAGCUAGUGAUGGAAGCCGAGCCAUCCCCCUCUCACCUCCAGACCAAGGCGUACGUCCGACAGCUGCAGGUCAUCGACAAUCAGAACCUGCUCUUCGAGAUGUCCUGCAAGCUGGAGCCCAAAGACAUGUAACGGGGGGCCAGUCGUCUGUCAGCCACACCUUCCUCACCCUAUUUUCCUUUCUAUAUACGUAAAUCCUGCCCACUUCUGCACUUUUUUGACCGUCCUGCGAGCUCCAUUACAGCUGGACUGCUGGAUUGGAGCAAUUUCUCACUCUGCCUCUCAGGUCUGGACACGAUCAGGCAGAGCUCGUGUUUGUCUACAGCAUUUCAUUUGUUUUGUCUGAUCAGGCUUUUCUUGCAUUCAUGGGUCACCUGACCUACUUAUUCCUUUCCGUCAUUUUUAGUCCAGUCUGCACUGCCAUGAGGGAGAACUGAAUUGAUUUGUGAUCGGAUCACACUAAUUCGCAUUCUUGUAUUCCGGGAUGUUUGUGGACAGUGUUCAUCAGUGUCACAUCACCUCCUUUUACCUCACACUUAAGACUUAAGAAUACAUGAGACAAUCUGACCUCAUGGACGGAACCCUGUUCCCUCUAAGUUCCUCCUUUCCUCGUACACAGCCAACUCCGGCGCUCGGCUCUUCUCGUACCACCAUGUAAGAACGGCUUGUUCAUGCAGCCUUGUCAAGUAGUCCCUAAUCCAUCGUUAUGUAAUGAGCAUUUUCUGGUCCUCUGACAGGUUAAUCCCACCCUUAACCACCCUGGACUCUUUUUUUGGGGGGGGAUAUC
This is a messenger RNA of Trichomycterus rosablanca, 2870 nucleotides long. RefSeq names its product Rap guanine nucleotide exchange factor (GEF)-like 1 (gene rapgefl1). The record is from RefSeq and is a predicted model, not a curated record. Lineage: Eukaryota; Metazoa; Chordata; Actinopteri; Siluriformes; Trichomycteridae. Gene Ontology annotation, molecular function: guanyl-nucleotide exchange factor activity. Gene Ontology annotation, biological process: positive regulation of GTPase activity; Ras protein signal transduction. Gene Ontology annotation, cellular component: plasma membrane. Bases 338 to 2215 code for a protein of 625 amino acids. The transcript is spliced from 15 exons.